Pistacia vera is the source of this 506-nucleotide messenger RNA. RefSeq lists its product as uncharacterized. NCBI's taxonomy places the organism in Eukaryota, Viridiplantae, Streptophyta, Magnoliopsida, Sapindales, Anacardiaceae. The record is from RefSeq and is a predicted model, not a curated record. The transcript has a single exon. The coding region runs from base 187 to 459 and encodes 90 amino acids.
UGUUAUUGCUAAAACCACCGGCAAAAACUGCAGCCAUUGGUUUUAUUUCCAAAACAUUUGGCUUUACUUUAUACUAUCCCAGCGUCCCUCCCUAUAUAAACAAGAAACCUCGUGCCAAUUAGGCCAUCGGAGUACAAGAGUCUUUACAAAAGAACCAGAGAAGAUUUUCUGAAGAAAACAUUGAAGAUGAGUUCAAAAAGCAAAGCUUGGAUUGUGGCAGCCAGUGUUGCAGCAGUUGAAGCCUUGAAAGAUCAAGGGUUCUGCAGAUGGAACUACACCAUCAGAUCAUUACACCAACAUGCCAAGAACAAUAUCAGAUCAGUUUCUCAGUCGUCCAAGAAGUUGUCUUCUUCAUCUUCUGCUGUGGUUUCAAGCAAAUUAGCAGAUCAGAAAACAAAGCAAUCUGAGGAAUCUUUAAGGACAGUUAUGUACUUGAGCUGUUGGGGUCCCAAUAACUGAGCUCAUCAAGAGUUGCAGUGAGUUUUGAAGGUUUGCAUGAGGAAUCA